Messenger RNA from Epinephelus lanceolatus (giant grouper), 2105 nucleotides. Its product is annotated as sphingosine kinase 1-like. The record is from RefSeq and is a predicted model, not a curated record. Gene Ontology annotation, cellular component: membrane; cytoplasm; intracellular membrane-bounded organelle. Gene Ontology annotation, biological process: negative regulation of apoptotic process; sphingosine biosynthetic process; cellular response to growth factor stimulus. NCBI's taxonomy places the organism in Eukaryota, Metazoa, Chordata, Actinopteri, Perciformes, Serranidae.
UUGAUGAGCGAGUUGUCUCGUCCAAGCCGGAUGAUGCUGCUGGUGAACCCACAGAGCGGGAAAGGACACGCGCUCACACUCUACAACAACCACAUUCAGAGAAUGCUCAACGAGGCGGGAGUCACACACACUUUGGUCAUCACCGAGCGGCAGAACCACGCCCGAGAGCUGGUGAAGGAGGCUGACCUUUCACAGUGGGACGCUCUAGUCAUCAUGUCUGGAGAUGGACUCCUGUUUGAGGUGAUAAAUGGUUUGCUGGAGAGACCAGACUGGGAAGAGGCCAUCCGGACCCCACUGGGUAUCCUUCCUAGUGGAUCAGGCAACGCCUUGGCUGCAUCGGUACAUCACUACACUGGAGCCUCGCCAGUGUCCAGCGAGGAGCUCCUGGUCAGCUGUGGUUUCCUGCUCUGUCAAGGACUCGUGGCGCACAUGGACCUGGUCUCCAUCCAUCUGUCCUCCGGCCUUCGUCUCUUCUCCUUCCUUUCGCUGGCCUGGGGCUUUGUGGCCGACGUGGACAUAGAGAGCGAGAAGUACCGUCACGUGGGAGCUGCCCGGUUCACUGUCGGCACGCUGGUGAGGCUGGCUUGUCUCCGCGUCUACAAGGGCAAACUGGCUUACCUGCCCGCCACCGAGGACUACAGCAAGGAGGAGGGUUUAGGAAAUAACAUGAAGCUGCACUGCAACAAUCAGGCGUCCUCCUUGGCUCUGGCCUCUCGACCGUCCAGAGACUCUCCUUGCCAGAACACCUUCCACAACUCCUGCCACUCCAACAACUCCCUCAAAGUGAGGAGUACGGAGAGCACGCCUUCUAGAAGCGCCACCAAACCCCUCACCGGCCCGUCUGACUCCCUGCUGCUGCCUCUGGACCAGCCCUUGCCCAGCAACUGGGUGGUAGUGCCGGAGGAAGACUUUGUCCUCAUGCUGGCCAUGUACCAGUCCCACCUGGCUGAGGACCUGAUGGCAGCACCAGACGCCAUCACAGACGAUGGAGUCAUCCAUCUCUUCUACGUCAGAGCAGGAAUAUCACGCACUGCGCUGCUGAGGCUGUUCCUAGCCAUGGAGAAGGGUGCACAUCUGAGUACUAACUGUCAACACUUGGUGCACACGAAGGUGCGGGCACUCAGACUGGAGCCGUAUUCACCUAAAGGGAUAAUAACAGUAGACGGAGAGGUGGUGGAGUAUGGGCCGCUGCAGGCAGAGGUGCACAGAGGCCUGGGGAGAUUAAUCAGUGGAUGAACAAACACCAGCUUUCACCUCUGCUGUUAAAGGCCCAAUAAAAACUAGAAUUUCAAAUUAGAAAUGUGCAGGUACAGGAGCAAAGCAAUGGAUGUAACUCUCACUCACUGUUAUCUGCAACGUCAGCCUCUCAUCGGUACACAGAAGACCCAUGUUUUAUGCUAUGAUAUGACAAACAAGUGCCAUAUAUGGAGGCCCAAAGAGUUCAAUAUUAAAUAAAUUUGUCAAACGUUAUUAAAUGGAUAGAAUUAAAUUAUAAAUGCAGACAAGAUGCAUAAUAUAAUCAUCCAAUUUUAAAAUAACCUGAAACAUUUUUAUAUUGUUCUUUCAUUCUGCUUCUUUUCACAACAACAGUGUUUAUUUUAUGUCACACUGUUUGUUUUUAAUUCAAAGACAUAUUAUUUCAGAAAGUCUUUGUCAGUCAAGAUACACUUUCAUGAUAUACCGGUACUGACGAUAACAGUGAUAUUAAAAAGUGAAAUAUUGAUAUCAUGUUAAUAAUACAUAUCUGCUAAUAUGAUGAAAAUCAUGCAUCGCCUGGUAAAUCAUUCCGUUUCUUUCCGUUUAUGCUUUGUCUCCCUCCUGCAACGCCAUUCGGUUGCCCUUUCACUAUCCAUUAAGUGCAAUUGCUCUUUUUGUGCAAUUUUGAACUUUUAUAAUGACAGACUCUCUCUUCACCCCACUACACUCGUAUUUUGAGUGCAAGUCAUUUGCCAAAAAGAGACAAAACACACAGUAAAGAAAGUUAAAGAUCAAUUUGACUGAUAGAAUUUUCCUUUUUUUCCCCCAAAGUUUCAAUAGAUAUCCCAAAAAUAUCAUUAUCGUGAACUCUUUUGGCCACAGUAAUCAUGUAGUGAAAAUCUGAUAUC